AUGAGUGAGUUUUGGUUGUGUUUCAACUGCUGUAUUGCAGAACAGCCUCAGCCUAAAAGACGACGGCGGAUUGACCGAAGCAUGAUUGGGGAGCCAACAAACUUUGUUCACACAGCUCACGUAGGAUCAGGAGAUCUAUUCAGUGGAAUGAAUUCGGUCAGCUCAAUUCAGAACCAAAUGCAGUCCAAGGGAGGUUAUGCAGGUGGCAUGUCUGCAAACAUCCAAAUGCAGCUCGUAGACACAAAGGCAGGAUAACUUUGGGGAUAACCUUUCUAAUUUAUGUGAGUUCCUGUACCUUCUUUCCUGUGCCCUCUUUUGCCUUGGUGACUGCUUUCUGUGCUGAUGACGAGAGAAGUGGUGGCUUAUUGUUCACUCUUUGUGAUUACUCCCAUGAAAAGUUGCUGUCCUGCUCUGAUGAUGCCAUUUGUCAGAUUGGUCCGACCGUGCCUUUCAGUGACAUGUGCACACUGGCCUCUACUAGUAUCAUGGACAUAAAGCUGUUUAGGAUUGUUUGUAGCUUUUUGUUUGUUUUAAGGCAAAUUAAAGCACCAACCUUAGCUUCCCUCACCCCUCACAAAUACUAAUGCGCAAUGUUCUGUUACUUUUUAGUUUUAAAUUGUUUUCUCCACUGAAGUAAUUUAGAAAUGAGUGAGUUUCCAUUAAUGUCUUCAAUCAUCAAUUGUUCAUACCCAUUUUUGAAAGGUCUGGGACCUGCAAGCACAAGUGAUUAUUUUAUACAAAAUCAGCAGACUAAAUGACCGCAUGCUUUGUGAGGUUGUUUUGUAUGGUGGCCCGCUUGGUGCUAGAAGAGAAAAUAUAUUGCUUACUGCAGAGUGGUGAAAAAAUUUGCAGUGGCACCAAGUCAUGCCUGCUUCUGAAAAAGGACUUGUAACUUAGCUGCUUCAGAGUUUUGUCUUUAUUUUAAUUUUUAUCCAACUGGUCUUGAAAUAAUAAAGAGACUUGCA
Molecule: messenger RNA, 965 nt
Organism: Mesitornis unicolor (brown roatelo)
Lineage: Eukaryota; Metazoa; Chordata; Aves; Mesitornithiformes; Mesitornithidae
Gene: CDC42SE2
Product: CDC42 small effector 2
Exons: 4
Coding region: 1-255 (84 amino acids)
Biological process (GO): regulation of Rho protein signal transduction
Cellular component (GO): plasma membrane
Molecular function (GO): small GTPase binding
Source: RefSeq, a predicted model, not a curated record